UGGGAGUCGUGUCGCUUCUCGACUCUGUAUUGUUGCUGCUGUUGUCGUUGUCGUUGUUGUUGUUAUUGCUUCUGCUGCCGCUGCUGCUGUUGUUGCUGUCGCCGUUGUCACUUGUGUGCGACGACAGCGACUACGGUUAAUAACAACGUUGUGUCGGCAACUCCGCAGUCAGACGGGCACCGGCGACCAACACGCAUCGGCAGCGACGCGUUGCUCUGAUAAACGAGGCAACAAAGAAUACGAAAAAAGUUAAAACAAAACAACAGCAAAAAAAAAAAAAGAAAACAUAUGUAGAAAUACGCUAAUACAUAUUGUAUAGUUCCGUAGUAUAUAUGUAUGUACGCUUUGGUCGGCAUCAUUCGGGAGUUUCUCGGCAUUAUAUCAAAGUAAACGAAAAAUGAACUGAUACCAAAUCGAGUUGUUGUCGCAACUGCAACUGGCCACGUUUAACCACGAUUGUCAUUGAAAAGUGCACCAAACAUCAUCAUUGAACAGUUAAUACCCAGAUCCUUGAGCAACAUGAGCAACACUAUGACGGCCGCCCAUGAGCCGACCAUGCACUAUCUGGACAGCAUCUUGAAUGAGGAGGAGAAGCGCUGCGAUCAAUACUCGCAUCAAUGGCGCAAUUUCACAAUAUCACGUUCGGGCCGCUUCAGGUCGAAGAACAAGAAACGCGAUGUCGUCGAUGGAAAACUAUUCGAUGGCUCUCACAAUGGCAAGGAAAAUGAUAAGAUUUCAGCGCGCAAUACAACCAGCGCCAUGUCCAAAUCAUCCUGCUCAUAUAAUACAAAUACAACAACUGGCGGCAGUGCAGCGACAACAACAGGAUCGUCAUCGGUGCGAAGUCAACGUGACAAAACGGAGAGCUAUAAAAGUUUUUACGAAACAAAUUUAUAGAUAGUGUCGGGGGCUAUAUACAUUCUGACAUAUGCAUGCAUUUGCGUAUAUAUAUAAAGCCUUUAAAUAUAUAUAUAUAUAUAUAUAGUAUAUAUGUAUAACAUUUGUAUUACGCUUUAUUAAAUCAACCUAAGAGUUUAUUGCACAACGUGUAGACUAUAUAAAUGUGCAAAAUUCGCAACAAAAAAACAAAAGAACACGAAGAAAAAAACAGACAAGAACUGCAACAACACAGGAGAAGACUAAUUUUUUGCGCAGGCUGCUUGAUAAAGAUUAUUUUGUGUGUUUUUGUUUAGUUUUCUGCUAUUUAGUUUUAGUUGAGUAUAGAACAGAUUGGGCGCUAGCUUAGACAUUCUCUAAAUAUAUAUAAACAUAUAAACACAUUUAUAUAUAUAUAUAGAUCGAUUGUACUUACAUAUAUAAAGUAAAUGUAUGAACAUUAUUAUCUCUUUCUUGCUUAGAUUGUACAAGUAUUAAAACGUGAUAAUUGCACUAAAUCGCAUAUGCAUAUCUUUAACUAUACAUAUUACAAUAGUAUAUAUAUACAUAUGUAUAUUUGUCUUAACUUUAGUAAAAAUUCAAUGCUUAAAACAUAAUCAAAUAAAGCAUAAGGUUCCUUUUCCUUAAACGUUUCAUUCAUUUAACUAAAUCAUAAGGCGUCAUCGUCGUUUUCGUUGGUGGCCACUGUCGCUCUUAUAUAGCUCACAUCUAGCACACAGAAUUUGGCACGACACAUGGGACAUGUGCACUUCUGUUCUAGCCAUACCUCACGAUCGAUGUCACUCUGACGGGCUGCAAACCAGCGCGCCAAGCACUCCACACACCACAUGGGCCGACAAUAGCAAUUGGAGCAGCAUGCCUCAUCUGUUAGAGGCGCGCCUGCCCGAUUCAAAUCGGAGCAUUGCUUGUUUAUUUUGAUGUUGGGCUCGGCUAGCAUGCAGGCAAAGCACUUGUCUGUAAUGGGCUCUGAGCUGAAGAUUGGAUUGAGGGCCACCUGCGUUUUGAAUACAUCCACAAACCGAUCGAUGACGCUUCGAUGGAAUUGUAUGUUAGAGGGUAUGGUAAUAGGACGUCUUAGGCGAUCCUCCAAGCUCCGAAAUUCUAAUGCAUUGAUGCGAAUGUUAAAAUCGGAAACGCCUUGACGCAUCGGUCGCACAACAAUGCUAAUCAUUUGCAAGGUAUCGUUUUGAUCGUGGUGUGAUAUAUUGUAAGUUUCCGCCUUCAAAGAAGUUAUUUAGUUAUCUAGAAAUUAUAGAAAUUUGGGGAGCACCCGAUACAUACCUUGGCAACGCUGAGUGAAGUGUUGGCUUGGUGCGCAAAGUUGACAUUAUACAUGGUUGUUUUGAUAAUCCAGUUCUCUGUGGCAAUCACCAUGCUAAUGGAGUUGAGUUUCUUUUUGUAAAUAUCCUGGCGACGGAACUCGGUGCCAAUGUCGCUGGCUACGACGCUGUAACUGCCUGGAGUAUUCGAGUAUUUGGCCAGUGUUUUGUUUAUGGGAUGUCGGCGCCAGUUUUGCUGAUGCCAAUUAAAGAUUAGAGCCGGCACGGCUAACACAGCCAGCACACUGAAGCGUUGCGCCAUUUUCCAGGUGAGUGUUUUAAAGGCCACUGCCUCCUGUGGCAUGGGAAAAUCCGGGUCAAGCUCAUUAUCCUCGAGCGGUUGUUGUGUGGCAAAAACUGAAAACUUCAAUCUGUGUAUGAGGAAAUAUGUGACGGGCAGGCAGCUGUGUACGAAGAGAUUGAGUGAUGUGCGGCGCAAAUGGUAGCCAACAAAAUCACGAUAUUCCUCUCCCAGGAAUCGCGAGAACACCUGCUCAAUCGUAAAGCCCAGACGCUGAAAUUCCUCGGGCGGAUAAAUGACGCACAUGCACAAUAGGAAGUAGAACAAAUUGAAGAGCAGUUCCGACUCAUCCAUGUUGCGAAAAAUUUUGAAAAAUUCAAGUAAAACCAGUAAUAAAAUAUACAAGUCCAGGGUCUAAAUUAGA
This is a messenger RNA of Drosophila montana, 2881 nucleotides long. RefSeq lists its product as uncharacterized. The coding region runs from base 520 to 897 and encodes 125 amino acids. The record is from RefSeq and is a predicted model, not a curated record. NCBI's taxonomy places the organism in Eukaryota, Metazoa, Arthropoda, Insecta, Diptera, Drosophilidae. The transcript has 2 exons.